Molecule: messenger RNA, 5719 nt
Organism: Portunus trituberculatus (swimming crab)
Lineage: Eukaryota; Metazoa; Arthropoda; Malacostraca; Decapoda; Portunidae
Exons: 8
Coding region: 159-3077 (972 amino acids)
Source: RefSeq, a predicted model, not a curated record
UCAAAACAGUUGAAGAUUUGAUCUGAGUGGGGAACACGUAAUGAUCUGGGCGCGGGAGACAAGACGUUAGCGUAAUGAAUACAACACUACCUUGAACUUUCCUUAACACGGACCCGGUUGUUGGACGAGGCACUGCUUGUCGAGUCUAGUGAGGCAAGAUGAGCCGCAGUAAUUCCUCAGGCCCGUCUCUGAAGAAGAAAUUUGUCGGGUUAAUACGGCAAAUUUCUCAGUCAGGCAGUGGCAGUGGUACGGGAGAGGCCCAGAGUACCAUACCUCGCCCUGACACCUUUAUUCACAAGUACCUGCAGGGGGAGUGCCGAGGGGUACAGCCCACCAUUGUGUAUGGCCGCAGCUGUGAGGAGCUACCGUCGCGGCCUCUGCGUACCCCGCGCCCCCAAGUGCUAGCCGCCUACACGGGACCUGCCGGAGGCCUCACUUCCGUCAACAGAGGUGGUCAUCCUCCUCUCCAGCGGGAUGAGGCCGACCUAGACUUCAUCGAUGCUGAUGACGCGACUUCCGACGCCCAACCCAACGCCUAUGUCACCUCUCAGAAGCCGCCGCCACGUAAGACGCCGUAUUACGACCUGGCAUCGUAUUUUCGCAAGCGGGAGCCUGAGGCCAAGGGGCAGGGCGGGGAGGGCGGGGUGCGGAGCGGGAGUAGUGACGACUCCCUGGACCGCGAGGCGCCGUCUUGGAGGGGCGAGGCGCCCUCCCCUCUCUCUCCUAAUCCUGGCCGAGCCCCGCCCUCCGCUUUCCUCCAGUUUGGUGACGGGCCCCUCAACUAUGGCCUCAGGUUACCCAGGGGCGAGGAUGGCUGCUGCCUGAACGGUGUCGGGGCUGGUAGUGGUGGUCAUGGUAGUGAUGCUGUUAGUGGGGAAGCUAGCGAUAUUGGUGGUGGUGGUGCUUACAGUAACACUGGUAGGUGCUGGCAGGGUGACGCUGGUGGGACCGACAUGGUGGAGGCGGUGCUGGUGAGCUGUCGGGACGAAGGCGGCGGCCAGGUGGUGAAUCAACUGGUGGAGCCGCAACUGGAUCAGAACCUCAACCCGCUCAUCACCCUUCACACGGCGGUGCUCGACAACCAAACCAUCGACAACCACACCGAUCACUCCCUCCAUGACACCCACACCGACCAUCAACUAGAUGACAACCACACAGAUCAACGACCCGACGACAACCAAACUGUUGCCAUCUGUGAGAACGGCAACUACACGGGCGAAGAGAGGAACCCCGUUGAUGGGAAUGACGUGGGUGAAGAUGACGCGAUACUGGCAGGAGACACUGAGGGUAACCUCGACAGUCAGCGAGCGAGGUUCCUCACCCUUGACCUGGUGGAGGCUGGGCUGUUAGCAGUCCCAGAUCCUGACCUGAAGAGGAGUGAGAAGGAGGAGAUAGCUGGGCUGCUGAACUGGAAUCGUCCUCACCACAGAGCAUAUGGCCUCUCAACCACCUUGUAUGAGAAACACCCACUCACCAGUGAACGAGCAGGCAAUCCCAUUGCCGAUGCAUUUGGAGUGGUGGCUCGGGAAGAUAGUGCUGUUCUGGCUCUAGCUGAUGGUGUCAACUGGGGGGAGAAGGCCAGCAUAGCAGCAAGAUGUGCUAUCCAUGGUUGCCUUCACUACCUCAACACCGCUCUCUACUCCCCUGCAGCAGCUCCACCAGAAACCACCACGGAUGUUUUUGUGGCAUUGCUGAGGUCCUUCCAUUCAGCACACAGUCUUAUCCUUCAGGAGGAUGGUAUGCUCACCACCCUUACAGCUGCAGUGAUCAUGCCUUUGGCGAAUAGAGAGCAGUAUGUGGUGUGUGUGUGCAAUGUAGGGGACUCCUUGGCCUAUGUAUUCUCUCAUAAGCAUGGUGUUCGGGAAAUCACACAGGGCUCACAUGAUAUCUACAGCAUGAGGGAUAUGCGGGAUGCCCUUGGAGCCUUGGGCCCUGUGGAUGGCACAAACCCAGAACUUAACAACUUGACCUGUUCUCUAACUUACUGUGAGGCAGGAGAUAUUGUCUUCCUUACCAGUGAUGGCAUCUCUGACAACUUUGAUCCUGUGGUGGGUAAGUUUGCCAUUCCUCGGAAGGAAACUCCACCAGCCCCUAAAGAUGCUCAGGGUAAUGGGAAAGAGCAACAGAAUGGGGUAGAAAAUAUGCGUGGUGGUGAUGCAAGCAAAGAAGACCAAGGCAAACAUCAGCCUCAGUCCUCAGCAAGUAGACAGACACAACAAACAGGAGGGAGGCAACAGCAGCAUCAUCAUAAGCAUGGUUCUGGAAGGCAGCAUGGAUCGGCUAGUCGACAACAUCACUCUCAACACUCCUCAGGCAGACAGCAGCAACAGCAACAGCGAAGUGCUCGGGUGAGGAGAACCCCUUCAGCAAGCAAGGACCAACCAAACAGUGGUCAGCCUCGCACAGCAAAGCAGGCUGUUACUAAUGUAAAAUCUGUUGGAGCUGGAUUACCAGAAAAUGAAGAGGAGGAGGUAAAAGACCCUUUCCUGCCCUUGGUAGAGGCUCAUCAACGACAUGAACUCACAUUACUUCGAAUGGAGGAUCUCUUGAGAUGUGGUCUCACCAGCCCAGGUCCUGUCACCACUGCUCAAGGUCUGUGCUUGGAAAUGGUUCAUUUUGCUACCAAGCUAACAGUAGCUAAGCGAAGAAUUCUUGAGGACCCAGAUCUGUAUUCUUCUACCUCCAAAGAACUAUCUCGCUCCCAACAACGUAAUCGCCGUAGGAAGGUGUGUGAGAAGUUAGCUUUGGUUCCUGGCAAGCUGGACCAUGCCACUGUUGUAGCUUAUACAGUGGGGCUGUACCAAGACCCUGAUGCUCCAGACCCUGAGGAGUAUCCUUUGGUGCGCCCCCAUAUGUUUCGUCCAGCUCCUCUUGCCUCUCCAGAUUCCACUCGCAGUUUGGUUUCACAGUUGGAGGAGGCACGACCAGCUGACCUCCCUACGGUGAGUGCAGGAGGGGCAGCACAUGCAGCAGGGCCUGAGAGUAAGGCAUCUCCCUUCUCCCAAGAUAAAGAGAAUCUCAGCCCCAACACAGCUCCAGUACCCUGCCGCCCUACCCUCAUUGAAACCAUCGUGUAAUCCUCAAACCGACAGGACUAUCAUUGCCCUCACACUAAGCCUUAUCAUGGCCAUACUGACAAAACUCCCUUAAGCCCGGUGGCUUUGAAGACUCCAAAGAGAGAGAGAGAGAGAAAAAAAAAAAAGUGGCCAUAUAAAGUGUCUGAUGGUGAGGUUGUAAAAGUUGUUACCAGUUGCAACAUUCCAGUUUGGAGAUCACUUGCUCCUCCCCCUUAUUUCUUCUUUCCCUAUGGAGAAUAGAGAGAAGCCUUCUCUAUGUUUCAGCUCACUUCACAGCUCAAUUUUCACUGCUCAGGAACACACCUUGAUAUUGAUUUUUUUUUUUUUUUUUUUUUUUUUUUUUCCUCAAAGAAAGAACAUUAUUACAUUUCAAGAGUAAAACUUUCUUGUGACCAAGACUUUGCUAAUCAUUCACUGUAUUAUCAUCAUUUUCUACCACAUAGUUACAAACAUGUACUUGCAUUCAAGUCAACAUGAAAGGCUGAUUACCAUAUAUCUGAAAUCUUUCUCCUCAGAGGUAACCAUAAUCACUUGUUAAUUUCACUAAAUAAUAAAUCUUUGCAGCUGAAUUAUUAAACAUCUAUGAUUUUAGUAGUUAUAGAAUUUUAUAAAAUGUUAUUUACACAAAUGAAACUUAUAUCAGCAUAAUAAAAUAAAAAAUAAAUACAAUAAGGAACAGCAUUCAUAAUAGCUUGAGGGUACAAAAAAUCCAGGUAUAUUGGGCAUAAUGAGAUGGUGUGAGCCUCUUUGUCCUACACCAACUACACUUGGCACUAUAUCACUUUUCUUCCUUCACAUUUCCACUCACUCACUGCUAACAUGGUUAAGAUCACCUUUGCAUUAAUGUGGUGUAGACAUGUUAACAAUAUUAUCUGUGAUUGCUAUGAAGAUAAAGUUGCUUUGAGUUUUGAAAAUCUUUAGCAAUAUUGUAGCAUACAUGUAUUAGAAAAUAACACCAUCCACUUAUACAUCUCAGAUCAUUUCACCAUUUUGUAACUUUUCUCAUAUUAGAAUAAAAGAGAAAUUUAUGAUGAAUGAUAAGUCUCAUAGCGGUCACAUUCUUUACCAUUGCAGGCACUGCCCAUACAUCACCUCACUUAUCACUGAAUAAACAAAAUGCAUUUAUGUGGUUGAGAUCAUAAUAUAGUCUAUCUAUCAUAAAGAUCCAGAGCACAAUACUGAAGGUUCAUUUAGUACAGAUAUUAAAAUUUAAGGCAAUUACAUAGGAGAGAGAGGAAAAAACUUUCAUUAUCUUACAUAAUAUGCUGAACAUUUUUCUACAAAUUUCAAUAAAUAGUAAGUUGGUAGAUAUUUAGUGUAACCACCUUAAGCAGGUAUGCACACUUAUAUAUAUGACUUUAUAAUAAGUUUUGAGACCAUAUCACACUUUCCACGCACUGAAGUAUUUUGUACAGAAUUUUUCAGACAAGAUUUUCUGAAGAAAAAAAUUACAUUGUAUGUAAUUUUCAGCUUAUUAAAACUAGAUUUCCUCCUAAACUUUUCUUUGUGCAGAAUACAACUAAAAUUCAUACUUUAGCUUAUAAAUUAAAUUAAUCUUGUGAGAUAAAAAAAACUAUUGAGUCAGAAGAAUAGCAAGCAAUAUGUGACUAUUGUUUGAUGUAAGAGAUGAAAGCUACAUACUCAUAAUGAAAUUAGAGGCAAGAGGGAAAUUGAAUUGGAGAUAGGUAUGGAAAGGGCAUUGUGAUAUAAGAGUGGAUGAAGAAGAAUAUGUAGCAUUGUAUAGAAAGUUAUAUCACAAAGAAAGUCAAAUACAGCAGACUUGUAUGGAAAGCAUAUAUCAGCCACUCAACAAGUGACAGUCCUGCUGAGCUUUAUAUUGUAAUUUUGCUUGGCAUCAAAUACCUUUAUCCCAUUCUUUUCAUGACGCAUAUUUUCCUUUCCUGAAUCCAUUAAGUUGGCUGCUUUGAUUUUUACAAGGAAUUCUCACUCAUUGUCAGCAAUGAAAAUGUUAUUUGUCAUAUAUGUAAACUAUCUGCCACUUAUCUGCUAUCAAAUCUUAGUCUUCAUUCUUGAAGGCAAGAUUUUGUAAGGAACCAUAUUUAGGUAGUUUUCAAGAAUAACUAUAAUAAAACUUAUGAGCAAACUGUGCAGCACCUAGAUCAUGCACUUGCAAACUGUCUCAGUGAUCACACUUCCCAAAUUGUCUGAGUGCAAAAACAGUUUAAAUACCAUAGUCCCUUGAUUAUUUCAGAGUGCAGUGCAAGCACUAUUGUGGUUUGGAUGAGCAGUGACCUUAAAGUCAUCUUACUAUAGAGUAAUCAUCAAAGAUAUUGUACAUGAAUUUGUAGAAUUUGACUGUACUGAAAGCAAUUUAGAAUUACAAAUUAUGAGCUAGUGGAAUUCUCUUAUGCUUUUAGCUUCAGAAACAAAGAUUACAUAUUUUCUUGUUGUCAUUUGUGUUGGGUUCAGAGUUUCAGCACUGCAACAACUUAUGCAUCACCAUCACUGACAAUCAAAUGGUUACUUUUUUAUUGAUUUAUAAGGAAAGAUAAUUCCUUUUCACUGCCUCUUUACUGUCAUCAUCUUCACCCUUCUCAUUUCUCAGACAUAAUUUUCAUAUUUUUUGUGCCACAUGUUUUAAAACCUUGCAGAUGUUUAGUAAAAAAUGUGAAUAUUGUUCA